Rangifer tarandus platyrhynchus (Svalbard reindeer) is the source of this 498-nucleotide messenger RNA. Lineage: Eukaryota; Metazoa; Chordata; Mammalia; Artiodactyla; Cervidae. The record is from the annotation of a GenBank genome assembly.
AUGUCCCAGGCCGGGCCGCUUCCUCCCGCGCCCUCGGUUCUCAGCCAGCAGCCGGGGAGCGGGGCGGGGCGCGCCAGGGAGGCCGAGGCCGCGCGCUAUUCCUGUCACUGCUUUGAUUUGAUCCUCCGCGCGGAACAAGUUCACCCCCCCUGCCCCUUAGCUAGUUGUCCCCGGCCCUCGCCGGUGCCCGCAGAACCCUCCUUGUCCACCCCCAGGAGGUCAGAGCCCUCGCCCCGCACUUCCCGGACAGCCCUCGUCCGGCCCCAUCUGUGCAUCUGGGCCGUCGGAGAUCCAGCACCCCCCGGGAGUCAAUCCAUCCGCAGCUCCGCCCUUCCAGGUGAUGGUGCGCGGCCACUGCGGCCCCAGGCGCGCAGGUGUGGGCUCCCCAAACAGGGCCGGGGAGGGGGUUUUGGGCAACGCGCUGGCAGCCUCGGCAGCCGCCGAAACCGAACCCUGCACCUCCCGGAAAACUCCAAACUCGGCGCUCUCCGCUGCUAG